CAAGGUCAAAUGUUUCAGCCGUAUCCAAUAAAUCAAAAGCUUCUGACAUCCCCACUGGCGCCAACCUCGAAGGAGAGGCUGAGGCGAGAGCGAUUAGCUCGAUGUCCGCCAAAUCAGGGAAGACAAAUGUAACAUCAGCAUCGACAAAAUCCAAAGCUUCUCAUGCUGGAAAUGAAGCUGAACACAGAGCAGAAAGUCUUACGUCAAAUAAAUCAAUUCCUUUAACUGACAUUUCGGCUGAAGAAAGGUUGUGUGAUAGUGAGGAAACUGAAGAAGGAACUCCAAGUUCAGCGUCAAUUAAAUCAUCAAAGUCUGAUCUGUCUCGGAGGUCAAGGAAACGUGCCGAAGAGGUCGGUCAAACAGGGAGGUCAACAAGUGUUUCGUCAAAUGUUUCUACAAGAACCACAAGGUCCAACGUAUCUGAAAACCCUCAUAAGGGAACGACGGUACAUGAUGAAGAAACUGAAGAAAGAGCACAAAGUAAAAUGUCAACUAAAUCCGCAAAAUCCAAUAAAUCAAAAACAAUGAUAGCUGUCAAGGUUCCCACAAUAGAAUACUCUGAAACUGCUCAUGAAGGAAUUACUCAAGAGAAAUCUGACAGAGCUCCAAGUGUCACGUCGGCCAGGUCGAAUAUGUCUGUGAGGUCAAGUAAGUCAAAUGUAUCUGAAGUUCCUGUUGAUGAAAAUAAUCAUAAACAGGAGGAGAGAACACAGAGCCCUCUGUCUGCAAAGUCCACUUAUUCUGAAAUGUUAGGCACAUCUGAAAUCCCCACACUGACAGUUGAGGAAAGUGAAGACAGAGCACCCAGCUCCAGGUCCUCAAAGUCCAAGGCUUCAGCACGUUCAAUCAAGUCAACAGCAUCGGAGCUUCAAGAAAAGCAAAACGCGGGGCGCCCAAAAAGCUCUCUAUCUGUCAAGUCACGUCUCUCUGUGAAAUCUCGAAAAUCCAAAGCAUCGGAUACUUCCACAGCUGAACGUGUUGAAAAAAAGGAAGAAGAGGAGUCUGUUCAUGUUCCUGCUGAGGUGGUCAGUGAUUCUCAAACACCUGCAGGGGAAGAUGUGAAUCCUGAAGACAGGAGCGAGCCUCCAUCCAGUUUGCAUGAGGAAACAGUUGAUAAAACAAGUUGUAACUCUAAGACCAGCCAGUCAAGGAGGCUGGACACAAAACGUGAACCUGCGGGCGUCACAGCCAACGCAUAUCACGUAGCGAAAUCCGCUGAGUCAGAAACCUGUCAAAGUUCACAACAGACAGAAGGAAGUAAACGUAGAGUGAUGUGUCACGCAGAGUCGAAAGAAAGCGAUCUCUCACAAACUCUUUCCAGUUCAGACAUCGUCAAGGAGAUGUCUGAAACUCCCGCAACCGGGGAAUCAAAAUCCCAAACGUCUAAGAAGGUGACAAACGGUCAACUGGAAGUCAAGGAUAACACAAGUGGCAGAAGCAGCAAAUGCAAAAACAAGAAAACGAAUGACCUUGAGAUGGUCCCAUCCAGACUCCCAAAUGCAUCCCCGACCGAGGUAGUGAACGAAUGGCUCAACUCAAUACCAGCAGACGGUGAUACGUGCAUGUACGACAUGGACGAAUUUAAUGAAGACUGUGAUGGACAGAAAAAAGGUCACGCCACAGAGGAAGUUGACCAAACGCACGACAGUGAAAACAAAGACCCUGCAGCCGUGAAUCCUCCCGACACAAAUGAAGGCGUCGCGAUGGAAGCUGUCCGGAAUGAUGACAGCCAAACAUGCCCGGACGCGUCGAAUGCAGAAAGUGUCCGUACUCAAAUGGAUGACGUCUCUAAAAUAUUCAACUCCUCCGUGCAGGUGAUGAAAGUACUUUUAAACCCCAAGCUCGACAGAUGCAACAGUUUGCCGGAAAUCUCCCCCGCGUGUGGACGUAAACUGAGCACUUCAGCCAGAGGUCUUCUGGAUUGCCUGGUGAAGUUGCAGCUAAUAGAUCACGCCCCUGAAAUCGCAAACGAAAAGAACGAACGAUACCAAGAGCUGAUGAACAUUCUUAAAUCUCUUUGGCUUUGUGACGCUCAAGAAAAGGAACAGAAAACGGUAAAGAAGUGCGACCACCAUUCUUUGGACGAUGAUUUCAAUCACACCUCGUCCUCCGGCGUGGACGUCAACAGCGGCUCCACGGGCUCCGGGAACAGUAGCGACGGUGUGAACGCUAAUGCGCGUCAGCCACUCGCGAAAACAGAUGUGAUGGGGAACGUGCAAAAUAUCUGUGAGGAUGAAGCAGAAGCUCAGGAGGUAGAAGUACAUUUGGGAGAACAAAAGGAAGAGGAUCCGGCGUCCGAUGAGACAAUUAGAAGCAACGACAGCCCCAGAGAACUAUCAGAAACACCCCCCUCCUCAAACAAGAGUUCAGGGAAUGACUGCAAAAUAAUUCCUCAAAACCCCGAUCCUGUUUGGGUCUUAACCUUGUUAACUACAUUAGAAAAGCAGUUCAUGGCACACUACGUUGAUGCCAUGAGCGAGUUCAAAGUCAGAUGGAACUUGGAUGACAGCGAGCAGCUCGACUUAAUGAUCAGUGAGCUGAAAGCCGAGGUCCAGAAGAGAAUCCAAACAAGUAUAAACAAGGAAAUGAGGAAACUUCAAGGUCAGGCAGGCAUACCGAGACCCCCUACAGAAGCCAUGUCCUGCGCUUCAACCGCGCAAUCAGGGGGGAGAAGACGGAGGCUGAAGGUCGUGCUCAAUCAAUCAGUUGAGCCCCGAGCAGAAAAAAGUGACGAGUCAGCAACAGGCACAUCUUACAGUGACCAGCGCAGUGAGAACGAAGAUGAAUGUCCAUGUGCAACGUGCUUUAAGAAAGAAGUUACGUCCGUGCCACCACUUCCUGCAGUAGUCGUAAAUGCUGCCCCUCGCAUUUUGGACUUUGACCUGAGGAGGAUUCUGGUGAUGAAGAACGGGGAUGCCGGUAAUACACCUGCAAUCACCUGUGGAUCUCACUGUGAAAAGGAUACAGCAACAGAAGCAGCAGGGACGUUCGUAGAAGGCGUUAUUGCCGAAGCCGUAAGGGAAGUGGAAGGAAAUGAGUUGCACUGUGAUGCAAACGAUGACUUGUGUGAAGAGGAGGAGUCUGAAAACAGUGAAGUAGGAGAAUCAGUCGAAGAAUUUACUCACCAGGCUAUUGCUGAUCUUGUAAAAACGUUACCUUCAGAGGACUUUGAGGAAAUAAGCAAAGCAGAAGAUGAAGGGGCAGAAAAGGAAAGCGCCAACAUGGUCACAGAUGAAGCUGAAUCCACAGCAGAGGAUGAAGACACAGCCGAAGAAGAAAUAGAAAUGUCUAUUGCGGCUGCCACGGCCGAACCACACAAAGAAGAGACAAAUAUGGGAUGGUUGUCGAUGAAGAGGAAAUUGCUGCCGACGAUUCAGAUCGUUCUGCAAACGAGAACGAGGACACAGCGACUCAUGGAGGACGAGGACACGUGCUCUGCUGAGGACUUGUCAAAAGAUGAGGCAGAACCUGAGAAUGACAGUGGUGUGGAAGGAGAGCUUAAUGUGGACGAGUCGAGGGAAGGGACAGAGGAGGCCACCACUGCUGAAGAUGAAAAAGAGGAAGAGGACGAUGCGGCGGCCACAACUGAAAAUGAAUCCGACGAAGAGGAGACUGAGGAAGCAGGGAUGGUUGAUCACGAUGAAGAGAUUCCUGCCACAAGUGGAGAUGAGUCUGAGGAGGGGAACGAUGUCACAACUGUCGAAUCAUCAAAAGACCCAUCUGAAAAAGCAACGACUGAAGAUGAGCUUGUUUUAGAAGAGGAUAUUGCUUUUAAAAGUGAAGACGAGGCCUUGGAGGAAGGGACAGUCGAUGAUGAUGACGAGGAGAUUCCCGCCACAAGCGCAGUUGAGUCUGAAGACGAGAGCGACGCCGCAGCUGAUCACUCGUCAAAAGAACGAGCUGAAGCGGCAAACUCUGAAGAGGAGCUCGCUGUGGAAAAGGAGAUCGCCGUUGCAGGCGAGGACGAUCUGAAGGAAGAGCCCGCGGCCGAGGAUGAAAACGCAGAAGAGAAAACGAGUGAAUUCGAAUCUGACAAAGACGACGCCGGAGAGGGAGGGGCAGUCGAUGGUGACGAGGAGAUGGCUGAGGAUGAGAACGGCGACGCGGCCACAGCUGAUGCAUCCUCAGAAGAAUCGGCUGAGGAAGCAGAAACUGAAGGCGGGAUGGCUUCUGUGGUGGCAACUGAAAGUGAGUCUGACAGCGAAGGAGAGGGAGAAGAAGAGGUUCUGGUCACCAGUGCCGAUGAGUCCGCAGAUGACAACAACGCCACGGUCACAGCUGAUGAUGAAGGUGAGAUUUCUGAUGAAAAGGAGCUCGUUGGCUCAAGUGAAGAUGGAUCGAGUGAACAGGCGGCUGAAGCCGCUGCGUCCGAGGAUGAAAAUGCUGCAGAUGAAGUGGCGGAAUCUGAACACAAGGAGGCAGCGGGGACAACGGAAGAUGUCGACGAGGCUCCUUACACCGGUGAUGAUUAUUCUGAAGAUGAAACCGCAGAGGACAAUGACGUAACGGGUGGUGAACUGUCAAAGGAACCUGCUGGAGAAGCAACAGCUGAAGAUCACAAAGAUGAGUCUGUGGAAGCAGGGGCAGUCAAUGGUGAUGACGAUGAUUAUGAAGAGGAUGAGAGUAUCGCUCCCACGAGUGGAGAUGAGUCUGGAGAUGAGAACGAUGAUGAGACUGCCUCGGAAAAAGAGAUCAUAAGUGAACAUGAAUCAAAGGAAGAAAAGACGGAUGAAGAUGAAAGGACCUCUAUGGCAGCCACCACUGAGAAAGAAUCUGACAAUGAUGUCAACGAGUCAAAUAUGGAGCUGGCAGAAGACGAGAAUAGUGCAGAAGACUCUCAUGUGGCAGUCACACCUGAGGAUGAGCCUGACGAGGACGAACCUGCCCCAUACGAUGAAGAUGAAAGUGCAGGCACUGGAAAGGCUGGAAAUGAAAGUGCUGCAGAAAAAGAUGGCGACGCCUCAAGUGACGAUAAUGAUAACAGUGAAGCAGAACACGCAGACGUUGAAGCCACCACCGAACAUGACUCUGAAGAUGGAUCUGCGGAAGAAGACACCCGCGUGGACGAGUCCGGGUCGGAGGAGGAAGAAAACGUGGACGAAGCAGCAGUUGAAGAUGGGAUUGCUGAAGAAGACGAGAUUGCUGUCACGAGUGCAGAUGACAGGAAGGAAGGAGCCGAGGAGGAAAAUGCAGCAGAAGAUUUGUCCGCCCCGAGUGAGCAAGAAUCUGACAAAGAAGAGACCGUGGAACCAUCAACUACCGGUGAAGUGCAAGAAGGUUUUGCUGAAGAAGAUUCUUCAGAAGGCAUAGAUGCCUCCACAGAUGCUGAUGAAACUGCAGAGGAGCAUGAUGACAAAAUCAAAGCUGAAGUACCUGCAAGAGAACCAUCAAAAGACAAAGACAAAGCUGCUUUGGAAGAAGAGCACGCUACCACAGAUGAAGAUGACACCAAGGAGGAGACUUCUGAUGUAGUCACAGCCACAGAAAAAGAGAGUUUGGGUGAAGAGGAAAUCUGUAAUACUGAUAAUGAACCAAGUGAGUCGGAUGAAAAGGAAGAUGAUGAAUCCGCAGCAGAAGAAAGAUCCAAAGCUGUGAGUGAAAGUGAAUCACAAGAAGAGAAUGAUGAAUCAGCCCCAGAUGGAAAUAAAUCAGAUGCCAACGAGACUGCAGAAGAGAAUCAUUCAAAAGUUACAAAUGACGAAUCAGGAGACGAAUAUUCAGAAACAAAGCCUGAGAAUGAGACUCCAGAGGAAAGUGCAGGAGAAGAUCAAAAUGAGGAAGAGGAAGAAGACGUUGAGAAUGACAAUGAGACUCCAAGUGAGGGCGAAGAGGUCCAUUGCGCAGUGUCAGCUUUUGUUCAAGAAGAGGAGGACAACGAGGAUGACGACAACGAAGGUCACAACGAAGGUGGAACAACAGGCGGAGGAUCUGAUGAGGCUGGAAGCGACGAGGAGGAGCACGCUGCUUCUGAAAGCGCUGCGGAGUCCGGAGCCAAGUGUGAAGGUCGCACGCCGGCUGCAUCCACAGCAGAUGAGUUUGAAAAACCUGAAACGGCAGAAGACGAUUUGGGAGAGUCCGAAAUGACGGGGGAUGAGAUUACCGAGAGUGACGGUGGAGCAGAAGGUGGAGCAGAAGGUGUAUUGGCAGGAGCAGUUAAUGGAGAAGGAGCAGAGGACAGAAGCAUGAGUGAAGAGCAUGGAGAAGAGGCCAUCAAUGAGACCGACGACGUGGUGGAGCUGAGGCCGGAUGAGGAUGCUGAGAAGUUAUCAGAAAACAUCACAGUGGAAGACGUAGAGGACCUCAACGAGGAAUCGGCGACAAAGGACACACGCUGCGAACGCAUUAACGUCGCAGACAGUCGCCGUGGCAACGACGAUGAUCCUGGCGCCUCCGAGAAAGAGGAGGAAAAGCACGAGGCGACCCACAAGGACUGGGUGGGAAACCAGGGAGAUUCGGCCGAUGGAGAAGAUGAAGCCGAGGACGACUCAGACGAGCCGGAGGAAGACGCCGAUCGCGGGGAUCAAGGUUUCGUUCCGAGCAUCGCUGGUGAUCACGAGGCGGACGCGACAGAGGCGGAGAAAACGACGUCGGUCCCCCUCGGCACCUCGGCCGGAGGGGACGCCGAGUCUGAGGAUGGCGCCUAUGCAGACGUCGAAGAUUCCGAGACCGACGCAAACAGCCCAGAGGAGGCGAGGAGGAGCGUUUCAUCGUAACUC
Molecule: messenger RNA, 6716 nt
Organism: Pungitius pungitius (ninespine stickleback)
Lineage: Eukaryota; Metazoa; Chordata; Actinopteri; Perciformes; Gasterosteidae
Product: retinitis pigmentosa 1-like 1 protein
Exons: 1
Coding region: 102-6713 (2203 amino acids)
Biological process (GO): axoneme assembly; photoreceptor cell development; retina development in camera-type eye
Cellular component (GO): axoneme
Source: RefSeq, a predicted model, not a curated record